Molecule: messenger RNA, 993 nt
Organism: Colletotrichum lupini
Lineage: Eukaryota; Fungi; Ascomycota; Sordariomycetes; Glomerellales; Glomerellaceae
Exons: 2
Coding region: 1-993 (330 amino acids)
Source: RefSeq, a predicted model, not a curated record
AUGCCCCCCUUGCGGCCCUGGGGUCCCAUUUUCGAAGAGAUUACUCUCCCGCAGAACAGAAUGUCAUCGACGGUCUUCUCGAUGCUGCCAACAUCUCUUCAGUCUCGGCUACCGCCGCUGCGGUCUAUCCGCAAGAGCGCAAGCAUGCAAACCCUCACCUCGAGCAGGCAAUCACACACCCGCACCCUGUCGGGACUCGACGACGGCGUCCACAGAAAUAUUACGCAGGCGCGCCUCGUCUCCGAGAGCACGGAAGAGCAGCAUAUGAGCUUGGUGGCCACAGAGCAUCGGACGUAUGAGGUGCGAUCGGCGGCCGAGAAGCAUGAGCAGCAGCGGCAACAAACGGAACAGUAUUAUCAGCAACAGCAACAGCAAGCGUCUAGCCAAUCUUCAAACGUAGAUUGGCGCUUCGCCCAGCAAGGACUUGCUUUGAUCGCCGUCGCCCAAGAUGAGUUGAGGCAUCCGUCAAGGCGGCCGGCAGUCGAUUUUGAGAGGAAAGCGUUUCUCGACGGCGUCGAGUACAUCCUUAAGGCCCUUCCCAGCGACCUAAACGAACACGAGCUUCACCGACUACGCACGUCGACGCCCUCCAAUUUCAUCCCACCACCAAGUCCAGGCGGCCGGGCAUAUUCUCCGUCGCGGGGUGCGAACAACGGCAGAUCGAUUCUUCACCGGGGCGUCCAAAUCGCAGUCGUCAACAUCUUCAUCCUCAUCCACCUGGCGCUGCCGUACAUCAUCCUCAUGCUGCGGUUAGCGGCCCGCACGGAGAGGGAGUACCGCAUAUCGGAGAACCUUGUGGGUGCGGGCAUGGGUCUCGCCAACGCGAUCGGCAGCAAGGGAAUGCGCAUAACCGGGGCGCUGUACAACGUUGGCGACGGCAGGCUCGGGCAGGCUCUCACGGAGGCCGUUGCCUGGACGGUUGAGGGCCUCACGGGAGGUCUAUCCGAUGGUGUCGGUGAGGGCCUGUCCAUCGUGGCGCCCAAGAGACAAUGA